Fonsecaea multimorphosa CBS 102226 is the source of this 972-nucleotide messenger RNA. RefSeq lists its product as uncharacterized. Bases 1 to 972 code for a protein of 323 amino acids. The record is from RefSeq and is a predicted model, not a curated record. The transcript is spliced from 2 exons. Lineage: Eukaryota; Fungi; Ascomycota; Eurotiomycetes; Chaetothyriales; Herpotrichiellaceae.
AUGGACCUGCCCAAACACCCAGUAGACGACGAUUCUGAAUAUGAAUACGAUGAGACCGAGACAGAGACCUUCUUCGUGGAUAUUGAUCUCUCGUCCUUGAACUCUAACAUCAAGUCCAACCCCUCCGCACCUCCCAAGCCCGUGACACCGGCCAAAAGAAAAAGACCCAAUUCCAGUCCUCCCACGCCUGGCCCUGGUCCGGAUGAGCCCGGUGCUGGUGCUGAAGCUGCAGAUUCUGCUGCAGCAGGCGAAGGCCGUGGCUCGACGCAGGAACCGCAGGAACUGCACGAGACACCUUCCCAGAAUGGAGAGGACAUUGGCGAGGAUGCAGACGCACAUCUGCCCUCCCCCUCACGUGUGCAGAUUCUUGAUUUGGCCACGGUCAACCCCAUCAUCUCCUAUCAAGGCCAGGUGUACAGCUGCAUGUGGGCCGAUAUGGUGGGUACAAAUAUGUUCUUCACUCACCCAGGCAUGUUGGAUGCCGCCGAAGUUCUACGUUCAACCGACGACUACGAUCUGAUAGGCGUGUCACGCAUAAAGCUGGUCGGUCACACGGCCAAAAUGUUGAAGAAAGAGAAACCAACGAAAGAAGCGCGGACGGAUGAUCAACUUGUCAGUAAUGGCCAAGCGGGGGUGAGCGGCGAGGUCUCAGAAGCCCGACAUGGCCAAGACCAGACGAAGAAACAGGCCUCGUUCCUGGAGAAGCUGAUACAAGUCAAGCGGCAGCGCGGUGAAUCAGAUAUCGUCCGCACAUUCGUGGAUGAAAAGACUGCGGCGCUCAACGUUGCACGGGUGCAUGAAUCACAUCGUGACGAAAUUCAAGACCUGAAUGUUCAAGUGCUUGGGGGAAAUCCAGACGCUCUCGUAAGGUUGCAACAAAUCUAUUCUCAAUCUGAUGGCAAGGCCUCUCAGAUGCAAGAGUCUUCUGAGAGACCUGUGGAGGCCCACGAUGAGGCCGACAUAACUAUAUAA